Molecule: messenger RNA, 2208 nt
Organism: Parascedosporium putredinis
Lineage: Eukaryota; Fungi; Ascomycota; Sordariomycetes; Microascales; Microascaceae
Source: the annotation of a GenBank genome assembly
AUGGAUCGACUUCGAAAACCUUUCAGAACCCCGGGUGCUGCAAACCGAACCCCGGUUUCCGAUCGGCCCGCUCGCAAAAGGAGGAGGGUCGACUACUCCGGAGCUGAUGGAGAUGUCUCCAACGGGAGCGACUGGACAAGCAUCGAGCGACUGGCUCUCGCCAACCGCGAUCCCAACAAAUUUCCCACCUUUCAAGUCAAAGACAAGCAGACGGUGUUUAGAAAACGCUUCGCUAUCCCUUUACUGAACAAACAGACGGGCGGGUACAACGCGAAUCGGCCACCGCCCACCCUAGGCCUUCGUCAGGGUGCUGUUUUCGUAGCAAAACCGCUAUAUGAUCCGAGCGGCGAGUUUGCUAUUGUCCUUUACGAUCCGACUGUUGAUGAUAAACCCAAGCCCAAGCUCUUAGCCAACGUGGAAAAUGUUCAGCAAGAUGUCGGCCCUAAACUUGACGAGCCCCUUGUUCACAAGAGUCUAGCAGAAAUCUUGGGCAUCAAGAAGAAAGUAGAAGGAGAUCACCCCCGCGUGCCUGUCGUGAUCGAUCCUCGGUUAGCCAAGGUCUUGCGGCCCCACCAGAUCGAAGGUGUCAAAUUCAUGUACCGCUGCGUCACUGGCAUGAUCGACGAAAAGGCGAAUGGGUGCAUCAUGGCGGACGAAAUGGGUCUCGGCAAAACCCUGCAAUGCAUCACCCUCUUGUGGACUUUGCUAAAGCAAUCGCCGGAUGCCGGAAAAUCUACCAUUCAAAAGGCAAUCGUUGCCUUGGCUGGGGAAGACGCCAUUACCCCCUUCGCUAUCGACGGCAAGGCCUCCAAAGAGGAACUCACGCGUCAGCUUCGGCAGUGGGCGAUAGCAUCUGGCCGUGCCGUCACGCGCCCUGUGAUCAUCGUCUCGUAUGAAACGCUGCGCCUAAACGUUGAAGAGCUGAAGCACACUAAAAUCGGGCUCAUGCUCUGUGAUGAAGGCCAUCGCUUGAAGAAUGGAGAGAGUCAAACCUUCAGCUCCCUCAACAACUUGAACGUCACCCGCCGCGUCAUCCUCUCGGGCACGCCCAUCCAGAAUGACUUGUCUGAAUACUUCUCGCUUAUCAGCUUCGCAAAUCCGGAUCUCCUCGGCUCGCGUUUAGAAUUUCGAAAAAGAUUCGAGCUGGCCAUCCUGCGGGGCCGUGACGCAGCCGCCACUGAAGCUGAGCGACAGCGAGGUGAUGAAUGUCUGAGUGAGCUCCUUGGAGUUGUCAACAAGUUUAUCAUCCGCAGGACAAACGACAUUCUAUCAAAAUACCUCCCCAUCAAAUACGAACACGUCGUCUUCUGCAACCUAGCACCGUUCCAGCUCGGCCUCUACAACUACUUCAUCACCAGCCCCAAUAUCCAAGCUCUUCUUCGAGGCAAGGGAAGUCAACCUCUGAAAGCUAUCAACAUUUUGAAAAAGCUCUGCAACCAUCCUGACCUGCUCAAUCUCGCCGAUGAUCUUCCAGGCUCGGAGGAAUGCUUUCCCGAAGACUACGUACCAAAGGAGUCAAGAGGGCGUGAUCGUGAUAUCAAGCCUUGGUACUCGGGAAAAAUGCAAGUCUUGGACCGCAUGCUGGCAAGAAUUCGCCAAGAUACAAAUGACAAAAUCGUGCUCAUCAGCAAUUAUACCCAGACCCUGGAUCUGUUUGACCGGCUGUGUCGCGCGCGCGGUUAUGGUAGUCUGCGGCUAGACGGCACAAUGUCCGUCAACAAGCGCCAAAAACUCGUCGACAAGUUUAACGACCCGGAUGGCCAUGAAUUCGUCUUCCUACUUAGCAGCAAGGCCGGUGGCUGUGGGUUGAACCUCAUCGGCGCUAACAGACUAGUGCUCUUCGACCCGGAUUGGAAUCCGGCCGCUGACCAGCAGGCUCUCGCUCGACGGCAGAGCCACAAGCAGAGCCUUUCUAGCUGCGUCGUCGACUCCGCCGAGGACGUGGAGCGGCACUUCUCUCUGGACAGUCUGCGAGAACUUUUCCAGUACCGGCCAGAUACAACUUCUGAUACCCACGACACGUUUAAGUGCAAGAGGUGCCGGCCUGAUGGGAAACAGUUCCUCAAGGCCCCCGGCAUGCUGUACGGCGAUACAAGCACCUGGAAUCAUUUUGUAAAUGCCGGGCUCGGCACGAUACAGGAUCUCCUGCUGCGACAAGAGCAUGGAGAGAACGAGGUCUCGGGAGUCUUUCAGUACAUUUCCCACUAA